AUGCUAAUUUAUUUUGUAGGUGAAACAGAUGAGGCCCAGCGACUGAGAUUUCAAGUUGAGCUUGAAUUCGUGCAGUGUUUAGCAAACCCCAGCUAUCUUCAUUUUUUGGCACAACGUAAUUUCUUCAAGGAUCAAGCAUUUGUCAACUACCUGAAGCAUCUCCUCUACUGGAAAGAACCUGAGUAUGCCAAGCAUCUCAAGUAUCCCAUGUGCCUGUACUUCUUAGACUUGCUUCAGCAUGAAAGUUUCCGCAAGGAGAUUGUAAAUGGGCAGUGUGCCAAGUACAUAGAUGACCAGAUGAUCCUGCAUUGGCAGCACUACACACGCAAGCGCAUGAAGAUCCUUGAAACAGGUAGCCAGAAUACGUCAGGCAACGUAGCUGUGUUGUGUGGGGGAGGUGGCUCAGUCUUGGGGUCACCUGCGCACCAGCUGCACAGCACGCCACCUGCUGGUAAUCGCAGUCCAGCUGCGACAAGCACCACACUGCCACUCAAUGCCGGCAGCCACACAACUCUUGCCGCUGCCGCUCCCGUCAGCAGCUCCACUCCUGCCUCUUCUGCAGCGCUUUCUAACCCGACCUUGAAUAUUGGGCUUUCAAAUCCGAACUUGAACAUUAACCAAUCGGUGAUGGCCGGCCCUAUCCUCAACUCUGCUCCUGUGCCGAUGAGUUCUAUAAGCAGUAAUAUCAUGACGUCUUCUACUGUAGGGAGCAUAUCUAACGCAGGUGUUAUGGGCUCACCUCGAGUGUCGUCACCUGGAAAUAUUUCUCCUGCAAGUGCACUUAACGGUCAUUCGCAGAAAAUGUUGUGAUCUCCAUGCUUCUCAAAGCAAUAUCUGAAAACAUGCAGUGUAGGGGUCAAAUGAAUUGUAUUGAAAUGUCCCUGAUAUCAAUGAUUCUGUGGUGAUCAUAAAUCUAAUGCUUUUGUAUUUUGCAAGCAUGAAGAAUAUGUGUACUGUUUUGCAGUGUACGAAACAGCUCAUCUCUCGUUGGAUUGAAGUUAGUGACGCGUUUAGUUUGGAACUUUGCUCAUGAAAAGUGAAGAGAGCCUGAGAAAAUUGUAGCAUAGCUUUGAAACAUUAUAAAACUUUGCAGAAACUCA
Hyalella azteca is the source of this 1100-nucleotide messenger RNA. RefSeq names its product mediator of RNA polymerase II transcription subunit 31-like (gene MED31). Gene Ontology annotation, molecular function: transcription coregulator activity. The transcript is spliced from 5 exons. The record is from RefSeq and is a predicted model, not a curated record. Lineage: Eukaryota; Metazoa; Arthropoda; Malacostraca; Amphipoda; Hyalellidae. Gene Ontology annotation, cellular component: core mediator complex; mediator complex. Bases 1 to 810 code for a protein of 269 amino acids. Gene Ontology annotation, biological process: regulation of transcription by RNA polymerase II.